Molecule: messenger RNA, 956 nt
Organism: Pistacia vera
Lineage: Eukaryota; Viridiplantae; Streptophyta; Magnoliopsida; Sapindales; Anacardiaceae
Product: protein RADIALIS-like 3
Exons: 3
Coding region: 141-782 (213 amino acids)
Molecular function (GO): DNA binding
Source: RefSeq, a predicted model, not a curated record
UCAUAGCCUAAUAAGCAAACUGCAAACGUAAUCCAAAAGCCACCACCUCUUUCUUCUUCUAUACAUAAAAACUGACUCACAUAGCAACCAGAAUUCUAAACAAACAAAACACCUUAUUCACCAACCAAUCAACCAACGAAAUGGUUCACAACCGCCUUAAUAUGUCGCCGUUUUCCUCCUCAUGGACUCGGGAGGAAGACAAGCUCUUCGAGAACGCUCUCGUCAUGUUUCCCGAGGAAACGCCGGAGCGGUGGGAAAAGAUCGCCAGUAGAGUCCCUGGAAAGAAUUCCGAUGACGUACAAAAUCAUUACGAGGAUUUGGUCCGUGAUUUGAGAGAGAUCGACUCUGGAUUGGUUGAAUUGCCGAAUUAUGAAGAUGAGUUGAACUCGCCGGGCUGGAGUGGUGAGUCUGGAACGAGUCAGAUGUGGUUUGGGGGUAAGGCUAAAGAGAAGGAGACCGAGAGAAGGAAGGGCAUUCCUUGGACUCCAGAAGAGCAUAGGCUGUUUCUAUAUGGUUUAGAGAAAUAUGGGAAAGGAGAUUGGAGGAGCAUAUCAAGAAACGCGGUCGUAUCAAGAACUCCAACUCAAGUGGCUAGCCAUGCUCAAAAGUACUUUCUUCGUCUAAACUCGAUGAAGAAAGAGAAAAAGAGGUCUAGCAUACAUGACAUAACGAGCACCGUUGAUUCGAACUCGUUGGGUCAAUCCAAGGAUCAAAAUUGGAGUGCUGCUCAACCUACAGGCUCCUCCUCAGAGGGGUAUCAAGGAUUCGGAUAUCCAAUAUAAUAAUUGCAUGAUUUAGUAAAUAGAAAAGCCAGCUUCAGUUUUAUUAUCUUAGCUUCAAAAUGUAAAUUUUGAUCUCUAAUUGUAAAAAAAAACUUGUGUUGAUGAGACAUUAACAUAUUUAUGUUGGUUGGUUGAAUGUUUGUACAUAUAAUGGAAUAUUAGAAGAUUUAGUUU